Marmota flaviventris (yellow-bellied marmot) is the source of this 1395-nucleotide messenger RNA. It is a transcript of the gene Chrdl2, whose product is annotated as chordin like 2. Gene Ontology annotation, biological process: negative regulation of BMP signaling pathway; cell differentiation. NCBI's taxonomy places the organism in Eukaryota, Metazoa, Chordata, Mammalia, Rodentia, Sciuridae. The record is from RefSeq and is a predicted model, not a curated record. Gene Ontology annotation, molecular function: BMP binding.
AUGGUUCCCCAGGUGAGGGUCCUCUCCACCUUGCUAGGACUCGCGCUGCUCUGGUUCCCCUUGGACUCCCACGCUCGAGCGCGCCCAGACAUGUUCUGCCUUUUCCACGGGAAGAAGUAUUCCCCUGGCGACAGCUGGCACCCCUAUUUGGAGCCACAAGGCCUGAUGUACUGCCUGCGCUGCACCUGCUCUGAGACUGCCCAGGUGAGUUGUUACCGCCUCCACUGCCCACCUGUCCACUGCCCCCAGCCUGUGACGGAGCCACAGCAGUGCUGUCCCAGGUGUGUGGAACCUCAUACCCCCUCUGGGCUCCGUGCCCCACCAAAGUCCUGCCAGCACAACGGGACCAUGUACCAACAUGGAGAGAUCUUCACUGCCCAGGAGCUGUUCCCCACCCGCCUGCCCAACCAGUGUGUCCUCUGCAGCUGUACAGAGGGCCAGAUCUACUGUGGCCUCGCCACCUGCCCUGAACCCGGCUGCCCCGCACCCCUCCCGCUGCCUGCCUCCUGCUGCCAGGCCUGCAAAGAUGGAGCAGGUGAGACAUCAGCUGAAGAGGAUCCCUUGCAAACACACAGUGGGAUGAGACGUUCCCAGGAUCCAUGUUCAGGCGAUGGUGGGAGAAAGAAAGACCCUGGCACCCCAGCCCCCACUGGCCCCAGCUCCCCUCGGGGCUUCAUCCCUCGUCACUUCCGACCAAAGGGGGCAGGCAGCACAACUGUCAAGAUUGUCCUGAAGGAGAAACAUAAGAAAGCCUGCGUGCAUGGAGGGAAGACAUAUUCCCAUGGGGAGGUGUGGCACCCCGCCUUCCGCUCCUUUGGCCCCCUGCCCUGCAUCCUAUGUACUUGUCAGGAUGGCCACCAGGACUGUCAGCGUGUGACCUGCCCUACCGAGUAUCCAUGCCAUCACCCUGAGAAAGUGGCUGGCAAGUGCUGCAAGAUUUGCCCAGAGGACAAGGCAGACCCUGGCCACAGUGAGAUCAGUUCCACCAGGUGUCCCACAGCGCCCAGCCGGGUUCUCGUCCACACGUCAGUAUCCCCAAGCCCAGACACCCUGCAUCGCUUUGCCCUUGAGCACGAAGCCUCUGAUCAGGUGGAGAUCUACCUCUGGAAGCUGGUAAAAGAUGAGGAAACUGAGGCUCAGAGAGGUGAAGUACCUGGCCCAAGGCCACACAGCCAGAAUCUUCCACUUGAUUCAGAUCAAGAAAGUCAGGAAGCAAGACUUCCAGAAAGAGGCACAGAACUUCCGGCUGCUCACCAGCACCCAGGAAGGUCACUGGAACGUCUUCCUAGCCCAGACACCAGAACUGAAGGUCACAGCCAGUCCAGACAAAGUGACCAAGACCUUAUAACAAAGAUCUAAGCAAUUGCAGAUGUGAGCUUUAUCAUUUUUGUUAUU